AAACGAUGCUCAAAAGCUGACUCCAGAGUGCCUCAGUAGCCUCCAAGAACACUCUGAGUGUAGGGAGAGCAGCAAAGGCAAAGCAGACAUGAGGAAGCUACUGACACCAAUGAUCUUGACUCUGGCCCUGGCAGUGCACUGCUGCUGUGAGAAAGAUCCCAAAGAGCCCUCAGGAUCUCCCAGUGCUGCCAGCAUCACAGUUAAAAAGGAAGUUGCCAAUGCCUUUGUGAAGAGGCAGAAGAGAUUCGACAUGUAUGAAUGGUACUCCGAGUAUUACAAAAGCCCAAUGGAGCAGAUGCGUGAGCGUUGUGAAAGCUACCCUCCCUGUGACUAUCUGUCUGACCAAAUAGGAUUUCCCAUGGCCUACAACCGUUUCUUUGGGAGAUACUAAGGCUGGGAUUAUUAUUUUGAUCAUCUGACCAUUCUGAAAACCCCCAGCAGAAAGAAUCUGGUGUAUAAGAAGAAGGGAAGAAGAACAUCUGCACCAAGACCAUCUUCCAUUGUCUCCCUCGCCAGCUGAAACACAAAGGCUAUUCCACUUGUCUGGAUUGCAUCAGCUUUCUUGCUCUCAUCAAAAAUGUUGAUUUUCUGUUAUCUUCAGUGGGAUUUUCAGUGCCACCAGGAAUGGUUGAGAAGACUCUGUGUUACCCGCUUCCUUUGUAAAUACUAUUACAUAGCUAGAAAUCACGUCCCAGUAUACUCUUCUUAUUAUUCUACCACAAAAUUUGCCUGUAUAAUAUCAACAUUUAAAUCCCCAGAAAUGUGUUUGAAGACCUUUUAGAUGAGCCCUUCCAUCUGUGUGCUUUCAGUUCACAUUCAGUGACUGUGAAAAAAUGAAUUGGAAAUCUCUUAUUGUUUUUAUUACAAUUGAAUUUCUGGUGAAACUGAACAAAAAAAGUCAACCUUUUCCUGAUGCUUUAGCUUUUGUGCUUGAAAUUAAACAGUCAGAUUUUCUCCCCAAAACAAACAAAGCGAUGAACUUUAUGAAAUAAAAAUAAAGCUGUUCAGUGGUGGAUUGAAGAUAGGACAGCAUUUUUUUCAUUCAGGGUGAUUUGCCUUUUUCUUUAUAGAUAUAUAUAUAAUACAUACACACAUAUCUUCUUCCCUCUGCACUACUUCAUUCUGUCUCCCUGUAUGAACCUUAUGCAUGGGCAACUUUCAGCAGUCUCCCUUGACACAGUCUAUCAAAAUGUAUCCCUGAGAGGUAGAUGGCAAAUCCCUCUCCAACAGUAGACGCUGCUGGGCCUCAAGGAACUGAGAAACACCAAAUCUCUUUUUCGUGUAAGCUGGUGCAGCCAUUCCCAUAUGCUGAUAGCAAUAAAUACUUAUUGUGUAAUAUA
Messenger RNA from Lagopus leucura (white-tailed ptarmigan), 1340 nucleotides. RefSeq names its product osteocalcin-like. The record is from RefSeq and is a predicted model, not a curated record. Gene Ontology annotation, molecular function: calcium ion binding; hydroxyapatite binding; structural constituent of bone. The transcript is spliced from 4 exons. Gene Ontology annotation, cellular component: extracellular region. Lineage: Eukaryota; Metazoa; Chordata; Aves; Galliformes; Phasianidae. Gene Ontology annotation, biological process: response to vitamin K; bone development; osteoblast differentiation. The coding region runs from base 89 to 391 and encodes 100 amino acids.